Ipomoea nil (Japanese morning glory) is the source of this 2420-nucleotide messenger RNA. RefSeq lists its product as uncharacterized. The record is from RefSeq and is a predicted model, not a curated record. NCBI's taxonomy places the organism in Eukaryota, Viridiplantae, Streptophyta, Magnoliopsida, Solanales, Convolvulaceae. The transcript has 2 exons. Gene Ontology annotation, cellular component: Golgi apparatus. The coding region runs from base 550 to 2223 and encodes 557 amino acids.
GGGAUUCCACUUUGUGACGCUGAUUGAAGUCUAUACACCAACUCACAAUUGAUACACACUACCUAUUGAUAACUACAUAGUACCAACUGAAGCAAAACAAAAAUUGAUAAUUAGCCCCCAAAACUCUCAUAAAUUCUGAAAUUAAACCAAAACAUUCCCAGAUCUGUCUCUAUUUUCCUCCAUAUUCUAUAGCUUCCUUCAAAUCUAAUCAAUGCAUGAUACAUACAUUAUACAUACAGACAUACCCUCCUUUAGCGCUAUAGUACCCAGAUUCUGGAAACCAUCUUCAAGAUCCAAGCUUUCUUCACAACCCAAUUCUUCUUCCAAGAACUUCUGGAGAGAGAGCGCAUAAACGGAAUUCUUGAGUUUAGAUUCAGUCAUUAUUCACACUCGCAACUACAAGAUCCAGUGUUUCCUUCAAAAACAAAAGAAGAUUAAAGCUAGCCCGCCAUUGAAGUUUGAGGCAUUGUCGAACUUCAAGAUCCAGUUUUUCAUUGAUUAAAGGUGUCUAUGGAGUAAACAGAUCAGAGGGAGUAGGGUUUUGUUGCAAUGAGAGAACAGAAUUCAAUAACUGAUCCAAUUGGGCAAAACAUAAUUAAGCAGAUAAGCAAUGUGUGUUUCUCAGUGUUUGUGUUCUCUGUGCUAAUCUUAACUAUGAUUGCGGUUACAUACCAACCCCCUGAUCCCUGGGAAUCUGCUAGAGCCCUAACUAGGGUUUUCACCGAGGUCGGAAAUGCCACGUUUAAGACCGACAGUUCUAUCCUGAAAACCGGUGAGGAUCUCAUUGGCAUUGCCAGUUCCCCUGCUGUGUCCCCUGCGUUUACCGUGGUCCCAAUCACAGAGGAUACGAUUGAGAAAUCCGAAGGGAAGCUCCCGAAUUCGACUUUGAAAUCGAAUUGUGCGGAUGGGGAUGCCAUCAAUUGCUCGGAUCCUAGAGUCAUGUUCACCGUCGAGAGGUUUAAUUUCAAGAGGUUUAAGUCCAUUGUGUUCUUGGAUUACCAAACUCCGGUUAAUGGAUCUCGCCCCGACGAAUGUGAUGUUGCCUGGAGGUAUAGGAACAAGCGAGAGAAGUCGUGGAGGAAGUAUAGGGAUUUCCGGAGGUUUAGGAUUGGAUAUACCGGGAAUUGUAGUUAUAAAGUGACUUAUGCCGGGAAAUGGCAUUCGGGGGCAAAUGCUCGUCCUCCGAGGGUUCAAGCUAAUAGUACCGCUAGACCUGGCCCGAAAGGGAAAAUCGCUCCGCCAGUUCGGGAUGAGGAGAUCAAUGAUACGAUCCCCGUGCUAGCAUCGGAUUUGGCUUUUAGAAAUGGGAAAUACUUGUACUAUUCUCGUGGCGGUGAUCGUUGUAAAGGAAUGAAUCAAUUUCUCUGGAGCUUUCUGUGCGCUCUGGGCGAGGCUCAGUACUUGAACCGGACAUUCGUGAUGGAUCUGAGCAUCUGUUUAGCGUCUACUUACACUCAGAGUCACAAGGACGAGGAAGGGAAAGACUUCCGGUUCUACUUCGAUUUCGAGCACUUGAAAGAAGAGGCGUCGAUUGUUGAUCAAGUAGAUUUCCUUACGGAUUGGCGGAAAUGGGACAAGACGCACAAGAAGAAAAUCCCGGUAAGAAAGGUGGCUGGCUAUAAAGUCACGCCAAUGCAGCUGAGGAAAGACAAGAGCACGAUAAUAUGGCGACAAUUCGAUGCCCCCGAGCCCGAAAACUAUUGGUAUAGAGUCUGCGAAGGUCCCUCCGCAAAGUACAUCCAUAGACCGUGGCACGCAUUGUGGAAAUCUAAACGAUUGAUGAACAUAGUUACUGCAAUUAGCGGGAGUAUGGAUUGGGACUUUGACGCUGCUCAUGUUGUCCGGGGACAGAAAGCCGAGAAUAAGGCGUUAUGGCCCCACUUGGAUGCCGAUACAUCGCCAGAUGCCCUCGUCGAAAAGAUCCAAAAAGCGGUCGUGCCUGGAAGGAAUCUGUAUAUCGCCACAAACGAACCGUUCUAUAAUUACUUCGAUAAAUUGAGACCUCACUACAAGCUUCACUUGCUAGAUGAUUACCAGUAUUUGUGGAGCAAUACGAGCGAAUGGUACAAUGAAACAACCCAGCUGAACGGUGGGCGCCCCGUCGAAUUCGAUGGGUACAUGAGGGUUGAAGUAGACACCGAGGUUCUUUACAGAGCCAAGACAAAGGUGGAGACGUUUUACAACUUGACCAAAGAUUGCAAGGAUGGGAUCAACACAUGCUAGCUAGGCAGGCUGCGUAUCAUUUGUGAGUUCAUAUAUACCAUUUCGCAUGCUUUUUGGCGUACCCAAUUUUAGAACCAAGAUGCUAAGUCAUAAAUUUAUCAGGGUUGUUAUUAGCGUGGAUUUUCCAUCGAUCAUAUUGAUUGUACCCCCCUUCUGUCAUGACAUAUUUGUACAAUAUAUUCAGUUUUCUAAUACCA